Messenger RNA from Cucurbita pepo subsp. pepo (vegetable marrow), 3377 nucleotides. The record is from RefSeq and is a predicted model, not a curated record. NCBI's taxonomy places the organism in Eukaryota, Viridiplantae, Streptophyta, Magnoliopsida, Cucurbitales, Cucurbitaceae.
AAUUUGAUUGAGAUACACAAAGAUUCAUACAAUAAUGUCCAUAUUUUGAAGAUGGAAAUCAUAGGAAGAUCGCACGCAGGAUCAAUAAACAUAUAGCAAUCUGGUAGCUGCCAUGGAAGAAACCUAGCAAAUUAGUGCCCCCAGAAUUUACACGAUUUUGGAAGCGCAGCAUCUAAUGCGGAACGUGAAGCGGCGUUGUUCCCUGUUUACUUUUUUUAUGCGUCACUUUCUUCCGCCGGGUUUCUUCCCGGUUCCACAGAGCUUGCCGGGAUUUCAAUUCUGAAAAAUUUUCCCAUUCCAAAACCGAUUUCAUUCAUUACCCAUUUCUCCAUUUUCGUUGAAUGACUUUCACUUGUGCUAUUUAACGAGAGGGUCACCGUCCUCCUCCGACUUGGGAGCAAUUUGGCUAUGGCGGAAGCGGAAUUUUCCGAUCAGAAUCGCCUUCUUAGAUCCAUGGAGGAUCACAAAGGGGAAGAUCAUGAUUUAGAAUCGCAAGAUGGAAAUGGGAUUCAGCCAUUGAGAAAUAACAGUGGAAAACGAGGUGUGAUUUUGGAUAUGUUUCAUCAUCUCAAUCGUGGAGGAAGCUUCUCUGGUCGUCGUCUUAGUUAUAAGCGUCAUGAUAUGGAUAAUCAUGCCGCUACUUUCAGCCCUACUUCUCUUAAUAUUGUUGGUAGAGCUCGUACGGCCUCUUCUUCUUCUUCUUCUUCUUCUUCCGAUCGUCACAACAAUUUCAAUUCAUAUCCUCUUCAUGCCCCGACUGGAAGCGAUACCGAAAUUGACGAAAAUGUUGAUGAUACUGCCGCUCCUGAAUGGGCUUUGCUCCUUAUUGCCUGUCUCCUUGGCCUCGCCACCGGCCUUUGUGUUGCAGCUUUUAACAUGGGGGUACAUGUAAUCCAUGAGUGGGCCUGGGCAGGCACUCCAAAUGAGGGUGCUGCUUGGCUUCGCUUACAGAGAAUGGCCGAUACUUGGCAUCGCAUUCUAUUGAUACCGGUAACUGGAGGUGUUAUAGUGGGUAUGAUGCAUGGUUUGCUUGAGAUACUCGGCCAAAUAAAACAGUCGAGUACUUCCCAGAGGCAAGGAUUUGAUGUACUCUCUGGAGUUUUUCCUACAGUUAAAGCUAUUCAGGCAGCCAUCACUUUAGGUACUGGCUGUUCACUGGGUCCUGAAGGACCUAGUGUAGAUAUUGGGAAAUCAUGUGCCAAUGGAUUCUAUCUUAUGAUGGAAAACAACAGUGAAAAGAUAAAAAUAGCAUUUGUUGCGGCUGGUGCAGCUGCUGGAAUUGCUUCAGGCUUUAAUGCAGCCGUUGCGGGUAGCUUCUUUGCAAUAGAAACUGUAUUAAGGCCUUUACGUGCAGAAAAUUCACCUCCAUUUACGACUGCAAUGAUCAUAUUGUCAUCUGUUAUUUCUUCUACAGUCUCGACUGUUUUACUUGGCACGCAGUCUGCUUUCACAGUACCUGCUUAUGAUUUAAAAUCUGCUGCUGAACUUCCGUUGUACUUGAUAUUGGGAAUGCUAUGUGGCGUUGUGAGUGUAGCAGUGACACGUUUAGUUGCUUGGUUCAGUAAAUUAUUUGAAUUCAUCAAGGAAAGAUUUGGCUUUCCUCCUGUUGUCUGUCCUGCUUUAGGCGGCUUGGGAGCUGGAAUAAUAGCUCUCAAGUACCCUGGAAUCCUUUAUUGGGGUUUCACAAACGUUGAAGAAAUCCUACAUACUGGGAAUCGUCCUUCUGCUCCUGGGGUUUGGUUAUUAACUCAGAUAGCAGCUGCAAAAGUUGUGGCCACUGCUCUGUGCAAGGGUUCUGGGCUCGUAGGUGGUCUUUAUGCACCCAGUCUUAUGAUUGGUGCUGCUGUUGGUGCUGUAUUUGGGGGCUCAGCUGUUGAAGUUAUUAAUGCUGCAAUUCCUGGAAAUGCAGCUGUUGCACAGCCGCAAGCCUAUGCAUUGGUUGGAAUGGCUGCUACACUGGCCUCGGUCUGUUCGGUGCCUUUGACAUCGGUUCUACUUCUGUUUGAGCUGACAAAGGAUUAUAGGAUACUCCUUCCACUCAUGGGAGCUGUUGGCUUGGCCAUAUGGGUUCCUUCAGUUACAAAACAGACCAAGGAAAUCGAAUCAUCUGAAAAGCGGGUUUCAACUAGAGGUUAUAGUUCUCUUUCUCCUCCUGGACAUAAAGAUGGGGCAUCUUGGAGGUAUGAUAGUGGUGAUAAGGACUUAGAGCUCUCUGAGGUGGUAACUCCAUCUGACCGGGAAUCUAAUUAUGAAGAUAAUCUUCUCGAAAAACUAAAGGUUUCUAAAGCGAUGUCAAAGAACUAUUUGAAGGUUCCGUUGUCUUUGUACUUGAAAGAUGCACUGAAAUAUAUGAAGGAUAACCAGCAGAACUGUGCAUUAGUGGUUGACAAGGAUGAUUUACUUGAGGGAAUAUUGACAAAUGGUGACAUUAAAAGAUAUCUCUUCAAGAAGUAUGGCGACACUCUGAAGAGUGAAUCACUGAGUGUGGAUACCUGUCUAGUGUCCUCUAUUUACACUCGAGGGAUCAGUUAUCGUGGGCGAGAACGAGGUAUUUUGACAUGUUACCCAGACAAUGCUCUGGCAAUUGCUAAGGAACUAAUGGAGGCGAAGGGUGUAAAGCAGUUGCCCGUCAUUAAGCGUGGCAGAGGAAGGAAAAGAAGAAUUGUAGCCGUUCUCCACUAUGAUUCAAUUUUUAGCUGUCUCAGGCUCAAGCCACCUGAAAUUCCAUGCCGGUUUAUCCUGGGAAGAGAAAAGAAAAUGUAACCAAUAAAACAGUCUCCAACUUUUUUGGAUAUUACAAGAGAGUUCGUCAAUCAAAGGGAAAAAGUAUAUCCUAGCGGAAAAGAGAUCGUCGUCCAGGAGAGCGUUGCAGAUAGUCAUUAAGGAACUGUGCAACAGAUUCAGUACUAAAGUUCUUCAGCAUUCAGAAUUAAAGAACAAGCUGAAUGUUGAACUAUGAUCUGUUUUUAUUCAGAAUUCUUCCCACUGAUGACAGAAUAUUGGAAACCCUCUGGUUGUUCUUCAGCGAAGAGGUAAACUAUAUGGUGAGUAAAUCUGAUAUAUAAUAACUUUCCAUGUAAUUUAGCAAAUUGUAUUUUACGCAGAAGCAACAAUCCAAAAGCUGUAACAUAAUACACAGAUUAUUUCAGAAGAGUUGGAGAGGUUACUGAGAAUUCAGGCUAAGGGAUCCAUAUGGUUUAUAUUAGGAUAUCUAUGGGCCAUGCCUGUUCAAAGGAUUCAGUCUCCUUACAUUUUAGGUUUCAAUGUUAGUUGAUUCAUUCACUAUUCUUUGUAUUGGAAUAUGUACUCUUGAUCUGUAAGUUGUAACGGUCAGGUCUAGUGGAAUCAUUUCAAUGAAUUAGCUUAUUCCCUCCGCA